GAAGUAUUAUGCUACAUUAAUAUCACCGGACAAAAAAAACUCAUCGCUACCUUGCAAAUCUCCCGGCCCCCAUUCCGCUUGUUGACCCUGCAACUAAGCGAUGCAGUGGGUCCUCAGAUUCGGCCACAGAGAUGAAGGUUCACAAUCCAAACCUUUCCAAGUACACACCAGCACAGGCCUUGGAAUGACUUUGGGAUCAAUUCAAAGCAUACAUUUGUAGUGACGACCCAUUGGUCACAAAAUGUGCUUGCAUGAGGGGCCCCUCCACUGGUGGAAUGCAGUAGCAAGGGACAAGUAUUCAGAUGUUCUCUCUGCACUCGUUCAGAAGAUUUUUUCCGCUGUUCCCGUGUCCAUGGCAGAUGAGCGCACACAGUCUACAAUCACCUGGCCAAAUUCACCCAACUGGAACCAUCAACAAGUUGGUACACUCCAAGAUCACAUCAAAAUUCGCCAGUGGCAUUGUUACAAACCUGCAAAAUUUGCAGAGGUAGCGUACAAGCCUCUCAUCUCCUGGCGUGAUAUGGAAACUACUAUUUUGGGCAAACACAAGGCAUCAGCAAUGGACGAUGUUGAUGACCUUCUGCCAUCUGGUAACACGCCGCCAGGCCCGGUGUUCCCAUCCAGUUCCGAAAUGGGCCCGAGUUCUGAUGAACCCGAGUAGCUGGAUGGUCCUUCGUGGCCUCCCCACUGCGUUUUACAGUACUGCGUUACAGUCUUUCACACUUUCGGGCUGUGACAAGAUUGAUUUGCGAGCACUAUACCUUCGUGAGAUUUUCAAUCCAGCCACUAGGCCGUCACAACAACCUCCCUCUACUGCUCCAAUUAAAGUGUCAGCUGGCGCUGUGGGCACCAAUCCUGAGAGUACUGCCUGGGAGGAAUGGCCAUAGAUACACUUUGUUAUUGUAGACUGGUGCUAUUCGACGCUUUUUCACCAUUUUAACACCAUUUUCACUGUUAAUUAACGCCUUGGGAAAUUAGCA
Molecule: messenger RNA, 980 nt
Organism: Pisolithus orientalis
Lineage: Eukaryota; Fungi; Basidiomycota; Agaricomycetes; Boletales; Pisolithaceae
Exons: 5
Coding region: 242-661 (139 amino acids)
Source: RefSeq, a predicted model, not a curated record